AUGGCAAUGACAGCAAUGCCGCCAGACGGGGCGAUGACGCCGGCGAUGGCCUUGGACCACGUCCCUCUCUUCAUCGUCCAGUGCUUACGCUCGCAUCAUGAUGUCACCGCCUUUCUGCGCGCGCUUCCAGCAAACUCGCUCUCGGUACCUCUGGCUGCGCUCCUGGAGCUCUUGUCAAAGUCGAGGACGGUCAGGGCGCGCUGGCCGGAAAUCCUUCCCGAAUUCCUCGGCCCGAAGAGAUCGAAGCUUGCCCUCACCGCGCUGCCGGCGCUGCCAUCCAUCUAUGUCUACGAUACUAUCUACUGGUACGAUAGUAGCCUGCAGUCCACCGCCCGCGCGCGUCAAUGGCUUGCGAAUGUCAUGCACCUCGGCAAGACGAUCGAUAGCAGCACGCUCGACGCCUUUACAAGUCAUGUCGCGCAGUACAAGCGACUUGAGAGCCUGUCUGUGCACGUCGACACUCUUGGCGAUCUGGCUACGUCACUACCGCCCCGCCUCCGCCAUCUCAUGCUUGUCGGCGACGACAUCAGCGACGACGACUAUGACGACUUUGACGACGACGACGCGGAAGGCGAGGACGGCAGUGCGUACGCGGGCUCUGAAGGCGACGUCGACUCGGACCUCGCGACCGCCUUGCACCGCUGGCUCGACAAUGGAAGAAGCCACAAUAACUUGACUGUCGACGGCCUAUUGUCAAAGGUCCAUGCGGCAGCUGUCGCCGGCUCGAGCUCGUGA
This is a messenger RNA of Saprolegnia diclina VS20, 735 nucleotides long. RefSeq lists its product as hypothetical. The record is from RefSeq and is a predicted model, not a curated record. NCBI's taxonomy places the organism in Eukaryota, Oomycota, Saprolegniomycetes, Saprolegniales, Saprolegniaceae. The coding region runs from base 1 to 735 and encodes 244 amino acids. The transcript is spliced from 2 exons.